UGAGCGGUGUGAAUUAUCAAGGACACGCAGGCAGUCUCAGUCGUCUUUCUCUUUCCCUAUCACUUCACUUGGAUCUUUGCUUUCCCUUUCGCUUUUGUCUUUCCCUGUCUUUGAUCUGCACUGCAAUUCUCCCCUUUUCUUCCAUUUUCCAUUUACAAUUCUACAUCCUUGGAAUGGCAAGGGGAAUGUCAAUGAGAAUGGGAAUGGGAUCGCAUCCUUGAUCGAUUACUUUAGAUUUCAUCGUUUUAGCCUGUCCAAUUUUAAAGCGACAAGAAAUUGGUGACUUUAGAGUGAGAGUGAGAGUGAAACAAACGGAAGCAGUGGUGUUGGGUGGUGGGUGGUGCCUGGUGGCAGUCACCGGCGUCUGCUGCUCCUGGUUUGCUGGCAAAAGGAAUGCUGGAGUAGCGAGAGUAGUGAGCUUGUGGUUGAAGGAGCUCAAAACACACUGCUCUAAUGGGCUCCGAGCAGAAUAGAUUCCCUCAGCAGGAGCGGUUAAACAGAACGGAUGCAUAACAUCCAGAAUGGUUUCUGAGUUUGCUUUGAGAUCAAUUUCCAAUCUAACCGAUAAUGCCCAUUUGUAUCGACAGAGAAAGAGAUGGGGAGGAUGUUGGGGUGCAUUCUCUUGCUUUCCCUCACAAAAAGGAGGAAAGCGCAUAGUGCCUGCAACUCGCAUUCCUGAAGGCAAUGCAUCAGCAAAUCAGCCAAAUGGACCCCAAACAGUUGGGCUUGCCAACCAAACAACGUCGCUAGCUCCUUCUCUUCUAGCUCCGCCUUCUUCUCCAGCAUCAUUUACAAAUUCAGCCCUUCCUUCAACAGCGCAGUCUCCUAGUUGUUUCUUGUCUGCCAACUCACCUGGAGGUCCUUCAUCCACCAUGUAUGCCACCGGGCCAUAUGCCAACGAAACACAACUUGUCUCUCCUCCUGUUUUCUCAACCUUCACAACUGAGCCGUCCACAGCCCCUCUCACUCCCCCACCAGAGUUGGCUCACUUAACUACUCCAUCUUCCCCAGAUGUACCGUAUGCUCAUUUCCUCUCAUCUUCAGUAGACCUUAAAAGUACUGAGAAGACCAAUUACAUUGCUGCAAAUGAUCUUCAUUCAACAUAUUCCCUCUAUCCUGGAAGUCCUGCUAGUAGUCUCAGAUCACCAAUUUCAAGGGCAUCAAACAAUUGCUCAUCGUCAUCUUUUCCUGAGCGUGAUUUCCCCUCACAUUGGGAUCCAUCAGCUUCUUCCCAAAAUGGCACCUAUCCAAGGCGUGGUUCUGCAAGGAUGUUUGGACAUGACCCAGUUGGAGCCUCUGUGUCAUCUCAAGACUCAAAUUUCUUUUGUCCUGCUACAUUUGCACAGUUUUAUCUGGAUAAUCCACCAUUUCCUCUUGCUGUUGGAAGGUUAAGUGUGUCCAAGGAUUCAGAUGUUUACACUACUGGUGGGAAUGGAAGUCAGAGCAGACACAGUAGAAGCCCCAAGCAAGAUGUGGAAGAAAUAGAAGCGUAUAGAGCAUCCUUUGGGUUUAGUGCUGAUGAAAUUAUCACCACAACACAAUAUGUGGAGAUUUCUGAUGUAAUGGAGGACUCGUUUACCAUGACACCUUUCCCCUCGCAUAAAUUGCCUUCCGAAGAAAGUAUGGAACCGACAUCUGUCAAUGAAGGACUAAAAGGACAUAAGACAAAAACAAACUUGCAGAGUCAGGAUAGUCUUAAAUCAGAACCAGAUCUUGAUGACGGUGGACAUUGUGACUUGGCCAUAUCGUGUACUGGAUCCGAAGAUCACAAAUCAUGGAGGCAGUCUAGUGACGUCUCUCGAUCAGGUACACGUGGAAUUCGUAUUGUGGCCGAUGAAGAGGACAUUUUUUCAAAGAUGGGGUCGUCUAAAUUGAGCAGAAAGUAUCAGAUGGGUCAAUCUAGCUCAGAUGCAGAAAUUGAUUAUAGAAGGGGGAGAAGCUUACGGGAGAGAAAAUGAGAAUUUGCGUGGAAUGACUAAGAGUGGAAUGAUCUAACCGAAGAUGUAACCUGUUCUUUCAGUGGUUUGUGAUCGGUCUCUGUGAUUGAUGAAUGCUGUUGCUGUAGGUGAAUGAAACAACUGGUAUAUGUGUUUUUGGUGAAAUGUGGUUAGAUAUAUAUAUAUAUAUAUAUAUAUAUAUUAUAUUCUUGGAACGUGUAUUGCAACAUCAGUUUAGCUAUUGUUCAGGCAGUAUUUUCUGUACCAUUUCGAUGUGGCGUGGUCAGAUAAUGGGAGAUAAAGGGUUUUCGCUUUGAGUAGUGUGUUUUUUUCCUUGCCCAAGGUCCAAAAACAGAGAAAACUUGCUUAAAGCAGGAUAAGUAAACUAGCAAGAUUAUCAGCUAUAUAGUUGUUUCCCGUGUAGAUAUGCAUCAAAGACGAUUCGAAUUUUUUAUCUGAGUGUAGGUGUCUUGAUUAUGCAGUGUUGAUUCUAUGC
Pyrus x bretschneideri (Chinese white pear) is the source of this 2433-nucleotide messenger RNA. RefSeq lists its product as uncharacterized. Lineage: Eukaryota; Viridiplantae; Streptophyta; Magnoliopsida; Rosales; Rosaceae. The record is from RefSeq and is a predicted model, not a curated record. The transcript is spliced from 4 exons. The coding region runs from base 522 to 1958 and encodes 478 amino acids.